GGAUGCGAGAUCGAAUUCGAGAUCCGUCAAUUACACGGCUGUCGCUCUCGCACGGAGUCGCACGGCAGACUUUCUAAUGUUCCAUGAUCUUAAUUAAAUACAGAAAUUAUUAGAUAAAUAUCAAAGUUUAGUAGUGCGAUUAAAAAGAAUAAUAUUGUAGCAGUGUCAAUUUCAAAGUAUGAUAACAGAUUUCUGCAUAUUGUCGAAAAUUUAUAUUUUUGAUGUUUCAUGUUUGUUUUCUUUUGUGAUCGUAAAGCCCAUGGCACAUAGAAAAACGUAAAGCACUAAGCAAUUCGGCCAAUCACAGUAGAAAACGUAAGGCAAUAAUCUUACACGUUUUCUACUGUGACUGGCCAGUUUAUUUACUGCUUACGUCUUAUUGUUUUUCUAUGUACCAUGGGCUUGAGACUUGUCGAGUUGACCGCGAGCAUGACUCUUGUCUAGGUGAUCGCGAGGUAUCCGCGAUCGAGGAGAUCGCAAUUAAAGUAAUUUGAAAUGAGCAAAACGUAACAUGGAGUCAGAAAACGAGAAACCGUCAGAUGUGGAUAUGGUGCUACACGUCGUCGACGAGGCGCAGAAAGAAAAAAUGUUCAUCAACAUGAAGGGCGUAGAACAGAUAGCAUUGGAGGUGAUGACUUAUAUCGUUCGCAAUAUCGAAAAUUUCAAUUUCGGUGAGGUCGCUCUUAACUACGUGCGAUUGUCAUCCGAAUAUCAUCCCGAAAGGUACGACAGCAGAGCGGCGGAUUGGCUAUUCGUGUUGAACACAUUGAAUUUUUCAACCUGGGUUCCAAAUAAUGCACAGGAAUGGAAAGUUAACGGAUUAACUGGUUACAUGGCAGUAGCGGCUGCUAUUAAAAGGGCUAUUGACGAUGGAAAGCCAAUAUGGGAUCCUAAGUUUUAUACAAAGCUAACUGUAGACGAAAUGAAAUUCAUUUUCCGAGGUGAUGACAACAAUGACAUGCCAGGCACACAUGAAAAAUUAAAAAUUUUACACGCAGUUGGAAAUACUCUGUUAGAUUGUUAUAAAGGUACUUUCGCGGAAUGUAUCAAAUCAUGUAAUCGCGAUGCCUUAAUGUUGAUGAUCACAAUUCACAAUAACUUCGGAGUGUAUCGUGACGUGGUAUAUUAUGACGAAGAGUCAGUUUCAUUGUACACGAAGGCUUGGACAUUGGUAGCUGACAUAAGGGCCUUCUAUAGCACGGAACAUGAACUUGGUAUUGAAUUGACCAUGAGGAAAUGUUCUACAAUGUUUGUCGAUUAUCGUAUUCCUCAAGUUCUCAAUCAUUUUAACGCUCUUGUUUUUAAAAAAAAUUUGUUGAAAGAAGAGAAUGAAAUAUUGAAGCAUGGAAGCAAAGAGGAACUAGAAAUACGUUGUUGUUCAUGCAUGAUAAUAAAAUACGUGCAACAGUUACUGAUGGAGAGGUGCGAAAAGUACGUGAAAAGAUAUUUACCCGAAACACUAUUACCAAAAUUCGAUUACAUGUGUCUGAUUGACAAUUUUCUAUGGGAUUAUCGACAAAUGUACGAUGAGCAAUUGAAAAAAAGCGUAUUAUACAAAACCUACACUCUGCAAUAUUAAAACAAUUUGUAUGAUCACAAAUUCGAAUGAAUAUUUUUCCUCACGUUUUAUUCAUUUAUGUCAUGACAUAUUUUUAAAAUAAUAGAGAAGAAAUGUAACAAGGUUGAUUUUGAUUUCAUAUCUCUCGAUUGAGACUGAUUUAAAAAAAAAAGAUUCUGAUAUGAAAGAAAUUAUUCGUAGACAAACAUUUAAUCGACAAUUGUAUUAUUAUUAUAGAUACAUAUUAUUUUUCCUAAUAUAUUAUUACUUAGUACGUUAUUGUAAAUAUAAUGGUACGAAUUCAAAACGCGCCGUUAUCGAUAAGUGCGCACUUUAAUCUCUGAAUUUGUAUAACAUACGUAAAGUAAAUUAUAGUAUGUUAGAACUCUAACAUCGUUUAAUUGCCAGCGCGUUCUGAAUACCAGCCAAUAAUUAUAUGUAAUUCAAAAUUUUCAAAUUUUAAUUCUUUUGUUCUAAUUUCUAUAAAAUCUUGUAUAAAAAAUUUUAAUAUUAAUUUUUAUGCUUGUUACGCAUCACAGCAAAUGUGGACAAUGCAUCCUUCCGAUUCGAAAUCAAAGUGUCCUUAUUUUCAAUUGUAUGAUUAAUUAAAAUUUAAUUUUAACAGCAAAA
This is a messenger RNA of Wasmannia auropunctata (little fire ant), 2188 nucleotides long. RefSeq names its product UPF0553 protein C9orf64 homolog. Lineage: Eukaryota; Metazoa; Arthropoda; Insecta; Hymenoptera; Formicidae. The transcript has 6 exons. The coding region runs from base 512 to 1579 and encodes 355 amino acids. The record is from RefSeq and is a predicted model, not a curated record.